CCCGGACCUCAGCAAAGGGCAGAGCAAAGGAGGCGUUUUCUUUCACCUGAAAGCUGUGAGGAGGCUUGGAGGGCCUCUCCUAGCUGGGGCCCGAGCUCCGAGGCACUGGGCCGGCACACACGGCCCCCUCCGGGGCCCUGGGCAGCUCCCGGCCCAGUCCGCAGAGCAAGCAGCGGCAGAUUCCAAGAGCUCGUGAGAGCGUGAGCGCGGCUGUCUGCUGGGCCCCCGAGGCUCGCCGAGCGGGGGCAGAUCGGUCCGGGCUGUGCGGGGCGUUUACAAAAAGUGACUUGGAGAUGAACUCGCCCGUGCGCGGCUGGCGGCCCCGCUAUAGGGGCGAAGGCGCCUGACGCAAGCGGAACUCGGCGGAGCCCAUACGAAUCAGAACAGAGCGAGGCUCCCGGCGCACUAGGGACUCCGGGAGGCAGCUCCGCAGAGCCGCGGGUCGUGGCUCGGGAAACCGGGGGGUGGGGGAGGGGAGCGCAGGAAAGAAAACCCACCGAGGCGGGGACUGGCCCGGCAGGGAGGGGCGGCGGGCCGGAGCCCCUCUCCGUUGGGCAGGCUCCCCAUGGCCAGAGGCUGAGUCCCACUCCCGCCAGCCGCUCCCCAGGGGAAGAGAAAGGAGAGCGCGAGCAGCCAGGCCUCCGGCGAGCGGCAUCCGCAGUCUGCAGAAGUUUGAGGCUCGGCCGCGGGAGGACUUCUGCGCCCCGACUCCGCGAGGCCAGCGCUCAGAGAGGGGCGCGGGGUGGCCGGGCCGCGGCGUGGCUCCUUUGUCAUGAUGGCCAGCUACCCCGAGCCUGAGGACGCCUCAGGGGCCCUGCUGGCCCCGGACACCGGCCGCGUAGUCAAGGAGCCCGAGGCGCCGCCGCCAAGUCCGGGCAAGGGCGGCGGAGGGACAGCCUCGGAGAAGCCCGACCCGGCGCAGAAACCCCCGUACUCGUACGUGGCGCUCAUCGCCAUGGCGAUCCGCGAGAGCGCGGAGAAGCGGCUCACGCUGUCCGGCAUCUACCAGUACAUCAUCGCCAAGUUCCCGUUCUACGAGAAGAACAAGAAGGGCUGGCAGAACAGCAUCCGACACAACCUCAGCCUCAACGAGUGCUUCAUCAAGGUGCCGCGCGAGGGCGGCGGCGAGCGCAAGGGCAACUACUGGACGCUGGACCCGGCCUGCGAGGACAUGUUCGAGAAGGGCAACUACCGGCGCCGCCGCCGCAUGAAGCGCCCCUUCCGCCCGCCGCCCGCGCACUUCCAGCCCGGCAAGGGGCUGUUCGGGGCCGGGGGCGCGGCGGGCGGCUGCGGCGUGGCCGGGGCCGGGGCCGACGGCUACGGCUACCUGGCGCCCCCCAAGUACCUGCAGUCCGGUUUCCUCAAUAACUCGUGGCCACUGCCGCAGCCGCCCUCGCCCAUGCCCUACGCCUCCUGCCAGAUGGCGGCGGCCGCGGCGGCGGCGGCAGCGGCGGCGGCGGCCGCGGGCCCGGGCAGCCCGGGUGCGGCCGCUGUCGUCAAGGGGUUGGCGGGCCCGGCCGCCUCUUACGGGCCGUACUCGCGCGUGCAGGGCAUGGCGCUGCCCCCCGGCGUCGUGAACUCGUACAACGGCCUGGGAGGCCCGCCGGCAGGACCCCCGCCGCCGCCGCACCCUCAUCCGCACCCGCACGCGCACCAUCUGCACGCGGCCGCGGCACCCCCGCCAGCGCCACCGCACCACGGGGCCGCCGCGCCGCCCCCCGGCCAGCUCAGCCCGGCCAGCCCGGCCACCGCCGCACCCUCAGCGCCCGCACCCACCAGUGCGCCCGGCCUGCAGUUCGCCUGCGCCCGGCAGCCCGAGCUCGCCAUGAUGCAUUGCUCUUACUGGGACCACGACAGCAAGACCAGCGCGCUGCAUUCGCGCCUCGAUAUCUGAGAUCCAGCGCC
This is a messenger RNA of Cavia porcellus (domestic guinea pig), 1905 nucleotides long. It is a transcript of the gene Foxl2, whose product is annotated as forkhead box L2. The record is from RefSeq and is a predicted model, not a curated record. Gene Ontology annotation, molecular function: DNA-binding transcription factor activity, RNA polymerase II-specific; RNA polymerase II cis-regulatory region sequence-specific DNA binding. Gene Ontology annotation, biological process: regulation of transcription by RNA polymerase II; cell differentiation; anatomical structure morphogenesis. Bases 773 to 1894 code for a protein of 373 amino acids. NCBI's taxonomy places the organism in Eukaryota, Metazoa, Chordata, Mammalia, Rodentia, Caviidae. The transcript has a single exon.